AUGAAGCAAAUUAGUGUCUUUGGUUGUGGUGCCAUGGGCACCAACAUCGCCAAUUUGCUGGCUGAAAACGUGACGAGACUGGAUGAUUAUAAGAAUAAGGUAAAUUUUCGGACUACUUGUCAGGAAGAUCUAGAUUUUGUGGUUUGUUCGUGACGAAGAGUGUUUUGGCGAACGACUGAUUGACGUAAUUAAUGGAAAUCGGGAAAAUCCGAAGUAUGCUCCGAAUGUGCGCUUAAAGGACAACAUUGAGGCGAAAGGGGAUCCUGUCGCCGUUGCAAGUGCAUCCGACGUGAUUUUCUUCGUCUAUGCCACUCGUCAUGUCAAUGAAAUACUACGGGAAAUAUCAGGUCACUUAAAGCCGAAUGUGCUGUUUAUAUCGCUAUCUAAGGCAAGUCUGAUGAUUGCGGUUUUUAAUUUUAUUUUUGGACUUGGAUCCUGGGUUUUCCCUAGAUUUGUUGGAUGUUAUACUGAACAUUUAUCAAGGCGCACCGUUCUCCGGCAUAAGCUCAUAUUCCUAGAACUCCUUGUCUCCUUGAUCGUUUGGUCAUCUUUAAAGUAAUUACCUCCUCAAACCGAGCAGAACCGAUGUUUCUUAUCCACCACAAUCAGUAACUGUCCCCACCCGUCUUUGGUCUAACCUUUUUGGAUUUGUUAUGACUUAACUAAGUGCCUACUAACUAGACAUGCCAAAAGUGGACUUAGUACUUCACAAGUUAUUUCCCCAAGCCAGCACCCAACGAAUGCACUGCUUCUGCAUCUGUUCCACAACGUAAGUCCAAAGUAUACGAAGUAGUACCACAUUUUAGCAGGGCGGGUUUAUCACAAGCCCCGCGUCAUUGGCCUGAAAAUCCACUGUGUUUCUGUGUCGGUCAGGUAGUGAGACUGAACCCUGAGCUCCUUUCCUCUUUGUUACUUUGCGAAAUAUUCUUAAAGGGAAAAACAACACUUUUACGCCUGGAUUCCAUUUACACCACUAGUUGCUGUGGAUCGCCAGCCAUUCGGGAAAUAUUGCUUCAAGAAUAGGUGAAAAACCCAUCUGUUUAACGGCGUCAUAUCCUGUUUCAUUUCUUCUUCUGCGUUGCACAGACUUAUGUUUUCAUUUUCCUAGGGCCAAGCCAAUUGUAUUUCUCGAUGACUGUGUUGAGCAAUUAUUUAAGGGUUGACUAUCAGAAUCGCCGCAAUGCCACUUGUAAUUUUCAGUGGGCAUGAUUGCUUCACUGCCACUAACAGCAUCACUCAUAUAUUUUCGUCAUUUUGUCAGGUCUUUUUCUUCAUGCUGGGUUCUCAUUCUGAAUCUUAGCGCCUUCAAGCCAGAAUCAUAGUCUUUUUUGCUAAUGUCAAUGAACCACCCUACUAGUUAAUACUUUUCGCCCCCUUUUCGUUCUUUUCCUCUAGGGUCUUUUGGUGACCGAACCAACCGAAACUGUCCCCGACCAGGUAAUACGACUGGUUAGUGAGGAGAUCCUUCGGGUGACGAAAAGUCCGUGCGUUGUCGUUAGUGGUGGUGUUAACGCUAAAGGUCUCGCAAAUGGUGACUUUGCGGAAGCCACGAUCGGUUGCCCGAAUCCAGAGCGAGCACAGGAAGCAAAACUACUGCUACAGGUUUAUUACAUUUUAAGAAUUUAUUAUUCUGCAACUGUUUUGCCUCAUUCGUUUUCCGCUUCACUUCCUCCUCCUACUCUUAAUCUCCCCCGUUCUUGCCCUCAUUCAUCUCAUUUUCCUCUUCCCGAUCUUCGCAUUCUUGUCUCUUUGGGCGCUAACGGUCGGGUUGAGAGAUGCACUUUGAGCACCACAUUCAUCAGGUCAUGCCACCAGCAGCAGGAGAUUUAUUCCAUACAGAGCCCUGAGCUGCUGUCUCAGUAGUGGUCGCUGGCGUCAGUGUUACUUCACGUCCGGGAGGGAGAGACCAUAAUGUCGGUUGCUUUUGUAGGUUUGUGGGAAGGAGUUCAGGGGUCCUGUGUCCUAGUUGUCUGCUGCAUUGCGUGAGACAAGGACAACUGUAUUUGCCUUGAUGCGCUUGAACGCGCGUGCUGUAGUCAGCCACAGUGCAUGGUCCGUGCGUCUGGGGACACUUAUAGGGAGGAAAGAUGGCCCUGACGCGACAGCGCGUUGGACAAGGACGGCCGGCGGAGCAAUUAUGGUGGUCAGCUUUAUGGCCUAAUAACUUUCCACGGUGCAGAUGAGCAAUAUCCUUGUUAGCGACCAUCCGUAACUUUGAAUUUGAUCUCAUGCCAAAUGUUCCAUUCAUCCUAUGUCCUCUACUGCUAUUGCUUCGUGACUUUAUUCCAUACCAGUGGAACGGUGUGUGGCUAAGUUGCAGGAUGAACUACUACCGGCUGAUAGUACAUGUACCCAUGGCUCAAGCAGUAGCAUACUUGAUUCGGAGGCUCGGUGGCCAAUUAACCGUGGCCUAAUUUUCUGAUCUUCCGUCCUGUGGUUGGAGUAUAGCCGGUUUGUGACGAUAGACAGGUCACUAACGUCCAUUCAGGUCUCCCCAGUCGUUGCCGGCACCACUUAUAAAUGAUUCAGUUCAGAUCGAUAGGGCACGGUUAUAAGUGUCCCCUGUAUUUCAGGCAGCCCUGCACUAAAUCCCAGGGGGUUAAGGCUAUGAGGUAUAGUGCUAGGGUUAGGAGGGUUAGCGUUAGAGUUAGGGUUGAAGUUAGGGCACGAGAGCAGGGGGCCUCUGGAAUUUGGCGCAAGACCACCUGCAGUGCGGGGCACUUUUACCCAUGCUCAACCUUUUUGCAUAGUCGGUGGCCAGUGCAUAGAUGAGUCUCGAGCACCUGCAUUAAAAAUUGGCUAAAGACUUUAAUUUGUGUAAAAUAGGAAUUGACUGCCGACUUGCCAUUCAUUUGGUUGAUCUUGAUUUCAUUUGACCCACCUACGAAAAGCUCGGCAGCCUCGGUGGGAUUCGAACUCAGGACAGUAAGGGGAAGGCUUGAGUACCACAAACGCUUAAGGCUCCACUGAAAUCCGUGGAUUUAAUCACAGUUGAGUCUAGUUGCCCGUCCAGCCCACUGCAACGAAUGGAAUCCCCCAAAUCCGAUACAGUAUGCCGACUUCCCAAGCGGGAUUUCCUAGUCAAGACAAUCAAUGUAAAAUCCACCGGGACGACUACCAGGCUUAAUUAAUCAAUAAACUAAGUGCUAUUUUUGGCAAAUCUGAGUAAUUCAUCUGAUCGGCGUUGGCUGUACUCCGGCCUUGCCCUUGCUGUCGUGGGUCCGAAUCCCACUGAGGCCGUCGAGUUUUUCACAAUUUUGUCAAGUUACUUAUUCAAAUCUGCCAAAACAUCAAUUCAGAUUUUUCAAGUAAAGUAGACAACGCAUCUCAUGAUCACCUGGAAAGACCACAUGCCAAAGACUAGCUAUUUGGGCGGCAUGUAUUUUUCCAGUGCCUUUCAAUGCCUUUAUGAAACCAUUCACAUUUUAUAUCGAGCGCGCACAAGAACGCCCGUUCAUCUAUUUAUUAUUUAGUAAACCGCAUCUUCAGAUUUUCUACUCGAAGGAAGGUGUCAUCCAGUUUCCGAAUAACUUUGAACGCAACCUCUCGUUGCCUUCGUGUUUAGGCUCUUCCAACUACAGUUGUGCACUUUCCAUGCGCUUUCCAUGCGCUUUCCAUUUCCCUGUGCUCUCAAAAAGCUGACAUAUAACGCUCAUGGGAUUUUUCAAUUGAUACGGAACAUGUUCACCCCAAAUGAAGCACUAGUAAACGUGUAGGAAUGAUGUUACGUGAAUAAGCAGUUCACGGUCUCAAAAAAUGUCCCACACAAAAUGUCUAGACCAAAAGAUACCCUUCAUCCAAGUAGAGAGUUUUAAGAAGGCAUAAUAUACCAAAAGGAGCGUGAGAAUGCAUGUAUUGCGCAUUUUUUCUACAAAAGACUUUAAGUGGCAAAAACACAGAAAAACGAUUGAAGACAUUCAUAACUCCCUAAGAAGUCCCUUUUUUGCGAGUGGCCAGAAAAACGCGCAUUUACAAAAUCGACAUCUUGGCGUGACCGAAAUAUCUUGGGUUCUCUUGCAUGUUUAUCAAUAUCGCAAUCUCACCCAAGUAAUCCUUUCUUACCAAGAUCAUAUCUCAGAAUUUGAGUUUAUGUUUCGUGAGAUGUGUCGUCUAUUGUGCUUGAUCCAAAGUGACCUUAGAUGUGAAGUUAAUGUAUGCGGAGCAGAGCGAAGUCGCUGGAAACGCCCGGGCUUUAUUGCUGCCAUAGUCCUUAUUAACGUUGAUUUUUGGCCGGAUUUUUCAUAACCUCGAGCAGGCAGGAUGAAGCACUGGGACAUCCUGGUCGCUACUAUAAUCAGCACCUGGGUGCGGGGGAAAACUUCUUGACCAAAAUGGAGGACCUGCAAAAUCUCAAGCGUCAACAGCCAAAGUCUGGAAUCUGAACCACAGCCAGCAGUACUGACGCGAGCCAUAACGCCCGUCACUGACUUACGGGUACACUCUCUGUUAUCUGCUGUUGAGACUGUUAACAUGGCGUGGGGAUGGUCUCCGGCCUGCUGUAGAGCACAAUGCGCCCGCCCCCAGUUCGUGUUAGAGUCCAAGUCCGGCUCCUGUACGCGGUUGUAUAGCAAAGAUAAAUCAGUGAACGAAAGAAGAACAAAUGUUCCAUGUCCUUCUAGUAGAGGUGGACUGUUUGUUGGACAAUGACUGUUUGGAACUCUGGCGUAGUUCUAUCAGUCUCCCUUAUGUUUUCUUGUGCAUACUCUCACUUACUGGCUGCCUUUCACAGACAAGUGCUAGUUAAAAACAUCCUUUUCCGCUUUCUUGUAUGUCUGCGCUCACAUAAUGGCCUCAGAAUCAGAAUCUGUUUCUCACUUGCACACCUGACGUUACCACAGUGGAGAUCUGCGGUGCACUGAAGAACAUUCUCGUACUGGCUGCGGGGAUUGUCGACGGACUUCGUUUGGGCACCAACACCAAGUCUGCCGUCAUUCGCCUGGGACUUUACGAGAUUGGCCAGUUCUGCCAGUACAUGUACGCCAAGUACGGUAGGUCAGCGAGCCUAACACUCAGUCGAAAUUUGCGUGUCUUUAGUCGCAUUCUCUGUCUAGUUGACGCCUUUGUCUGGUUACCUAAUCUGUCAUACUUUUCAUCCGUAUUGCAAUCAGUUUAACAUUUAUUGUUUUGCAGAGCCUUUUAUGUUUUCCCUAUUAUAUACGCAGCACUUUCCCCCAAACUUUUAAGCCAUCUUUCUUGUUGGUUUCCGUCUGAUCUAGCGUUUUGACACGAUCGCUAAACGUGGUUUUGUGCAGAUACUUUACGCUUACUGGGUGGAUUCUGUUUGCAUUUAAGAGUUCAUGUCCCUAUGGCGCCCUUCAGCACACCAUUUUUCGAGGUCCGUAUUACUGGUAGAAAGAGUCAUUUUUAGGUGUCCUACGCACACUUAUAAUUUUUUUUGUCACGGCUUCUUAAGAACGGUGGCUUUAUAUACCGUUGGGAAAGUUUAGUUCAGACAAAUUCGGUGGAAACACUCGACACGGCAUCUGACCUUUCUCAGCCGUCUUCCACUUGACGUCUUUCUGCAUGACAUUGGACGUUUUAGCCUCUCAUAGACGGCCAACUGUGAUAAUGUUAACUAUAUUCGUUUGUUACUUCGGUUCUUAUAAUAUAAGUCUGCAUUCCACUGUUUUCUCAUCUAUGAUUUCAACUUCAAAGUGUUUUAAACAUUAACCUCAUAAAAUGACACAUCCAUCAUUUUUUCCGUCCACGGAGUUCCUUUGAAAUUAACUUUACGGUGGAGCCGGAGGAUGCUCUGGCGGCGUUGCCGGAAAAAUACUGGAAACCUAGUUGCUAAUUUAAAUUUGCGAAGCAAAAUUCCUGAAAUACCGUCUCUUUCAUCUAGCGUUGGUCAAUCUCUAAGUGUUGAAGCAACAGUAAGUUGCGUCAUAGAAGUACCCAUCGUUAGGGCCUCUAUUUGUUUGUCUUAACCGGCUCACACUUUGUAGCAUUUCGGAGUUUUAUAGGGUGACCGACCGGUAGCCAGAACAUCCUAUGGGCUACUUUGCGAUUACUCGGUAAAAUCCCCGCCCACUUGGAAGACUGAGUGUACUUAUGAUCAGCGAUAAGCAUGAAAUGACCGUUGCCGCCUCCUUUGCUGAAAGAGCUAUCCAAUCUCUGUAGCACAAGACUUUACCUCAUGAAUUCAGGCGAUCAGACCCGUGGACUUUCAGCUGCAUGUAUACUCCGCACUGAAGAUCUAGGUGAUCUGCAAUAUUUCAGACUUUGAUGAAUGAACAGCGCCUGGUCAGCGACUAAACUUUCAUGUUAGGGCCCAUUUGUCCAACUAAAAAAUGUGAACCUUGACGGUAGAAUCAUCUUAUUUGCGUUCUUUUAGUGCUGGAAAGGUCUAAGAACGUAAGGGGUACUGUCUGUAACUGUUGUAGAUGUUGCGAACACACAUAAUAAUCGUACGUGCUCAUUUUUACGAACUAUACCUUAUAUGAAGUUCGGAAAGUUCUUCGAUAUUGCCCGGCUAUCAACUGAUAGGACCCUCGCUCAGUGUGAGCGUGGCUCCUGCCGAAAAUCUCGGCUGAUUCCUAGUGUCCAUGGGCAUCCGUACAUCAGCAUUGAACAUUUUCUAUCCGGAGGCACCCUGCCUGUUACGUGCAAUUUUAAUUUGCCUUCUCUGUAAUAACUAAAGAAGUAGUUUCUUCCCAGUCGACCGAAGUUUCUUAAGCUAACUGUUUUGAGUAACACGAAGUCCCUCUCAGGCUGCCCACUUUUGGUUUUAAUGCAGCAUCCUUAAGGAUCAGCUAGCUCUUUUUAUCCUGUGCCUCUAGUUCAGGCGGGCUUUGUUACACUUCUACGCCGAAGUACUUGUUGGAAACGCAUUCUGACAGCUUUUCAUAUAUCGUCCCUGAGCCGAAACAUCUUGUGACUGGAGUCGCAGUCGACCGCCUCCUAAACAAAGUUAUGUUUGCCAAGGUUGCUUGACUCAAAUGCUAAGUAGUGCCAGGGUAAUGCGCCAUCCAGCACUGACAGCGCGUGCAAAAAGAUUAGUCGAAUUAAGUUUCACGUAUAAAAGUUUUCAUGGAGAUAUCUUUUAACUGCUCACUCCCCUUUUCAUUGUCCUGUAGACACAUCCUACACCACUCUCCUUCAGAGCUGCGGGAUAUCAGAACUCUUCCUCUGUACGUCCCCCCCUAGAUUUCUCUUCAAUACUCGCUUCCGCCCUCGCAUUUCUAUCCUUAUAAACUGUAAAGUUUUGACGCUAACAACCAUUUAUAGUAAUUUAAUCCUAUCAUACAUCUGCCAUUGUUUUCUACUGGAUAUGCUACAUCAUAAAUCAUCUGAAUAUUUUGGGAUGGUUGUAACUUGUUGAAUACGCAUCCACUUACAGACCAAUUUGGGCUGAUAGGGGUUCAAACAAGUCUAAAAAAUGGCCAAGCCCAGUUGUUUGGUACAUUAUAUUACCUUUUUACCCAAGCGGUUCCAGUUUUAAAUACAUGCCGACAUACAUGACGACACUUAUUGGAAAAAUCAUUCCACAACUAGGCCGGUUGGAGAGAACCGACUGCCUGGUUAACAAAUAAACGGUCCCCGAAGCAGAUGCAGUCUUGAAAUGUUGACUGGGAAUGGUGAAAUGCCCAUUUGAUUAGAAGGGACUACUUAGGUGUGGUUGUAAUUCUGAUUAUCUUGCGUUAUAAUGCCGUGAUAUUUUACGCAUGCACUUUCCAGUCGUCUGCAACCGGUGCACUUGGCAAACAAGUGACAUCGUAACUAGUAAACCUUUUCUAUAUCGACUUUCGAUGCUCUUAUAAAUUCAAACACGUUUUGCAAUGGCCAUAUGCAUGAAAAUGUCCUUCCUUCUGCUCAUUUGGUAACAAAUCACGUCUCCUUUAAAUCGUAUACCCGAAGAAGAUGUAUUUUUCGAUUUAAAAAAAAAAGUUUCUAAUCGCGAGAUUUUUAAGGCUGUACAAUGUCCAUGCGAAUAACAUUGUAUCUCUCCGUUUAGCAAUGUUCCUCAUGGAACUUACGACAUGGUUCACAUCCGUUGCAAAUUUUUAUGAGCUCUGUACGGCAUCUAUGUAAUGCAAUGGGGGAAUUAAUGUUUUUCCAUACACUUAAAGUAUACAACUAGUAGACUGAGAAUCCUAAAGGCAAAGGUAGGUUAAGCUCAAAAUUACUCUGGUAUUGGAAAACGUCUUUAAAACCGAAAAAUACCCUUUUUCGAGUAUCAAAUUUAAAGGAGACAUGAUUUGCCACCAAGUGAGUGCAGAAGAAAAUAGUUUGUGCAUGUUUUGGCAACAUAUUUUGGAUUUACAGGGACAUCGAAAAUUGAUAUAGAAAAUGUUUACUGUUUAAGUAGUCAUUUUUACCGAGCGAAAUUAUUGAAGACGGCCGAAUAGAAGUACAUUUUAAAGCCAACACCAUGGCAUGCGUGAAAUAUCACGACCUUAUCCCGCAAACUUAGGAAAUCCUUCCCAAUCGAAUACGCAUUUUAUAAUUUACAGUCAUCAUUGCACGAGAUCAGUCACCGACAGUAUGUGCAAAAUCUGCUAGAAGAAUUACCCACCAACAACCAAAGGACUCUCCUAUUUGCCGUCGUCAGUUAAUUAUAUCGUUACCUCGAACCUGGAAAACCGAUGAGUUUAACUCGGGUCCAGUUGAUCAAUAGGCCGACUCAACGGUCUAUCAUUUGACGACCCACUUUCUGACAUUGUGGACUGGGAUUAGGAACAUUGACGCCCACGUGGAUGCAGUCUUCACUGAUUUGGUCUUUUCACAAGACAGAAUGUGAACAAUUCGUUACGCCUUUCUGCUAUGCGACCGGAUGCGAGGGCUCUAGAUCAGAUGUGCAGGACAAUGCGGAACUGUCGUAUUCAGCCCUGCAAGCAGAUCGGAUCGAUGGGCAGCACCCACAUAUCGCUCCUAACGUACAUUCUACCACUCACCGCAUUAACGACAACGCGGAGACUUGCAGCAUGAUUCAUGCAGACGCCAUGUUGGUUUCCUCGCGGUUGCUAAUUGGUACACGUUGGAAGAUUACACUUAUUUAGUCAUGGUUGCUUUUAUUUCGACACCGAACGAUAGGUGCCUUCAAGGGAAAAUUUAUGAGACCCGGACUGGGGCAAUUUUGUUAUGCUUAAGCUACGAGUCUAGGAGUCGGUCUAUCGAAAAGGCAGAUAGUUAACAUUCUUCUACCUUGGGGAUAGGCAUGACAACUCUCAGGCCAAAAAUGGACCUUGGUGUCUUAGAGCUGUGAGUACUAUGGCUGUGGUUGCGAGAUUUCACCUGGCUGACGGGUAUUUUGAAGGUCGAGACCGUAGAAGCCAGUCGAAAAUCUUCUCUACGAACUUGUUCGCAAGUUUUGAGUCUGUCCUAAUCAUUCCAAGUCAAGUGUGAGACCGAAGUGAACAGGCUACUUGUGAGCAAGUCGUGAUUAAGAAGCACUUAUCAGUCGCUUGAUCGAAGUAUCGAAACAUAAUUCUUUAUCACCCAAGAAACUUGAGGAUAACCGCUGUGCAUGAGGCUAGUCAGCAAUUACAAAAGGUAGAGAUCAAAAAUCGGACUGGGAUUGAACUGAGACUCAAAAAUUUGCCGAAAGCGAUGGAUUGAAGAUAGGAACGGUGGUCAGAUAUCCUCUGGACGUGUUUUAUAGGGAAUGCUUAUAGUUGACGCCUGCGGAGUGUAAAAAGCUUCUCCAGGCCGUCAGGGCAGGAAGAGUCUGGCAACUUUCCUGUGAUGUAAUUGGGUGCGUGCUUAAGUUGGAUACGUCAGCGUUAUUUCGAGCGAUAACGUGCAAAAGGAAUGCUAUCGGGCUUGCCUUACGUGGCCCCUUGUACACGCUUGUACGACUGGCCUUAGAAGACAAGAAUAAGGCGCCCCCUGCCAUUGUAUAUUUCCUAUCGAAACCGACAGGGCAACGGGCUCGUGGCCCAGUGGUUAGAGGCGUGGACUUCUAAACCAACAGGUCGCGAGUUCGAGCCUCGGGUGUUCCACACUUCGGGAUUGGGUAUGACUGACUGACGACGGCUAAUAAUCCAGAAAUGGCCACCUCAGUCUCCCUUGUCUUUGUCGGUAAUAACAUACUGCAUAAGGCGCCUUGUUAGAUCCACUAAUACAAAGCAUUCCGUUGCAGAGCGGAAAGAGGAUUGGGCAAAGGAAGGGUUUUUUUAAUCUGAGCUGUUUGACAACUGCAGGCAGCCGGAUGACUAACCAGGAACGAAGGUUUACAGCAAAGCUCCGGUCGCAAUCUAGGUCGCAAACUUUAUCAGCAGCCGCUGGUUAAUGCACAAAGGAAGUCGUAUGGGACCUCCGCACUGGGGAUUACGCACGCGCCUAGGCUUGAAGAAGCGUGUCCAAUUUAAAAUAAGCAGAGACACCUAUGAGCCCUAAGUUCCAGCUGUCUGCUGUCUCACCGGACCCAUGUACGGCAAUUAUUAAAGGCAAACGCAGUCUCAGUGGAGCCGGACUAAGAUGCCCCACUAACCACUGUGAUCUCCCGUUUGCCUAGCCUAAGAAUAUCACGGCCCAUUCACAUGACACCUGACCAGAAUCUGUUUCAUGAACGCACAUUUUCCACAUUUUCACCUUUUUUGCACGCCACUGCGGUCGUAAGUUCCCUUAUUCCAUUCUCGUUUAUUUGCAUUCCAUGCCUUCAGGCCUGCUUCAUAGGAGCGAUGUUAUGCCACAAGUGGGUGACGACUUUGACUUCUUCAAUCUCAUUAUCGGACGAAUGUUGGCGGAGCCGAAGUACGCAAAACUUUCGCUAGAGGAAAUCGAGAGAAGCCUGCAUCCCGACUGUGUUGCUUCUGGACCUGAUUGUGCGAGGAAGGUAAGUGCUGGGUCACAUGCCGUCACCUUCGACAUCGUCGAUCCACGAAGCAUUUUUCUGUCAUGUAUUCACAGUUCAGUUAAUUCCUGUUUGCUCCAGGGUUAUAUUCUCCCGACAGUGACAUGCUGGUUACCUAUAAAUUGUCUAUCAAAAGACUGGGUAAAACAUUCUCCGCUUUCUGCUGAGAUUUUCAGAUCUGGAUUGGAAGAACUAAAUAAUUGUUGUCUGUUGUUUCCUAGGGGUCAAUAAGCUCUUAAAGUUUGUUUUCUGGGUCCCAGCUCACUCCAAUGACCUAUAAAUUUGCAGGUAACAUUUUCCUCAGAAGCAGAUGGCGUGGCGGCGGUAUAGAGAAGGACCCCACUUAACUGUCUGUAGACUGUGGAUCGUGCCAUACGGAUUUAUGGUAAAGGGAGUUUUAUGGGUGGGGCAGCACGCUAGACAGUAAACUGACAAAAUGAAAUAAAGCACAAAAAUGGUUUGAAUUUGUGCCGAAAAUCUUAUACUGCGCAAUUGUACGACAAGAGAAAUGAGCGCAGUAAUUAAACAAUAAAAAAAAGUAGAUUUCACAAAAUAACGGAUUUUGAGUUAGGGUGUGAGGUCGUGGAAAGUAAUCGUUGUUGGGAGUGCAAUUUCUGCAACAGCCUGCAAAUGUAUGCCUAGAUAAAACCCCAUAUGACACGAUCCACAGUCUACUGACCGUUGCCAAUGGCGUUACUGCAGAAAUUUGGAGCUCUUAUGUAUGCGAACUUCAAGCCCUGCGACCUCUCGUAUGCUUCAGAUACAAAUGUACAGAUGGAGUCUUUUUAUAGACAAACGACGAUUUUUACUGUGUCGUAGCCCAUGUUAUUGUUAGCAACCGUGUUCUCACAGUCCAGACUAAGGUAUGCUUAAUGGGAUAAUCCUGGAAGUACGUGGACGAAAGCCCGCGUUCCCAACUAAAUCGGAAGUCUUCGUACAAAACACGUUUACGCAGAGUAAACUGACCCUGCGAAAAUCAACGCUCCCUGACUCCAGCAUUCGAUUCUGAUUGUCAACACGUCGGAUUGCCGGCCCGCCAUGUAUGCUGCCAAUGUUGUCAAUAUCGUUAAUGAAGAUGGACUCAUUUCUGUACAAAUUCGCUGGGCAAUCGCUGUAAAUUAUCUUCGCUUCCAUAAUACGGCCUUAGCGGUCAUUUGUCUUCUGCUAAAAGUAGUUUUCUAUCCCGAUCUCUCAGACUAUGCUUGACAUAAAUGAGCAGGACGAACUAGAAAACCAGGAGAUUAGCGUAAGCUCGUCAGUUCCAUGUCUUAUACGAAGCCAACCCGUAGAAACGGUGGCACGCGAAAUAAAUACGUCGUUGUUGGCAAUGGAAUACUCAGGUACAAUAUUACCUAUUGACUAGUAUAUGCCGAGAAUCCGAUAGACGACCAUGGCCUGAUUUAAUGACCUUUCCAAGGUAUAUAGAAAAGCACACCUCUCCGAUUUAUCUUGUCACUUAGGGACACUCAAAAUUACGAGCUGGUAAAGCGGGUGUUUUUACUUUUAAAAUUAUUGACUGCUGAUUCAAACCACAGCCAGUUCGUCAAAAGAAUUCAUGAAGAAACAUACGGACUAUGUUCUGGCACCCGGCCCUGGUGGGGAGGAAGGGGAGUGCAGUAGAUGCUACGCAAGUCCCUUCUCACUAUGAACUCAUUUAUUCGCAAGUCACCGUGCCUGAUUCACCUUUCUGUGGAGUACAUGGUAGACAUCGUCGGGCACGACGGUCGAACUGCCACAUUUCAAUCCUGACUCUUGGUAUCUGAGCCUAAAGUGCAGCUCCCUGCCACUAAGUCACGGGCUCGCUCUUCCGCCGUUUGCAGUCGGGAAUAUAAAUUAGUGUGGGAGGGUUGUUCGCCGAUCGGGUUGCGUUACGCAACUUUCCCGUACCAGUGUACUUUGAGUUCCUGUUUGGGGUACUCCUGGCCAGUCGAGCGGUGACGGCUUCGACAUAAGCGGGAGUUCUUGGUGUCUCAUUAGGACGCAGAGUCAAAGUAGGGCGCUGAGUUUGUCGCGUCAACCAUAGUUUGGUGCGGUAGAAAAUAGCUGACGCCGGUGUCUGCGAGAGUAGAGUACGAAAACGGAAGCCCCACACUCAGUCGUCCGUUUUCCUUUUCAGGUAUAUGCCCGCCUGGAGUCCAUGCACCUGACUGAACAAUACCCUCUCUUUACUGCAGUCCACCUUAUCUGCGCCCGACAGAUUCCAGCUGACAGUCUUCUUAAGAUGCUACAAAAUCAUCCUGCUCACCAGUGA
Molecule: messenger RNA, 13046 nt
Organism: Spirometra erinaceieuropaei
Lineage: Eukaryota; Metazoa; Platyhelminthes; Cestoda; Diphyllobothriidea; Diphyllobothriidae
Source: the annotation of a GenBank genome assembly